GUAGUGAUGUCAUAUCCGUUGUUCAGGUCUCCCCAUCUCUCUCCUUAAUCUCUUUCUUGGGUCAAAACUUUUGAGGUGGGCUGGCUCUCCAGCAGCUAGGGAGAGCGUGGACUGGGCGCGCUGGCUGGAGGCGCUUCAGCACCUCGGCCAGCGCCCACUGCAGCGCGACCCACCCCGGGGAGCUGGCGGACUCCGCGCUGAGGAUGCCUGCGGAAUGAUCGUCCCCGGGGCGGCUGCUGCUGCUGUGCUGUGCUGUGCUGUGCUGUGCUGUGCUGCCGCCGCCUCUGCCUCUGCCUCCACUCUGCUCUCCCUGGCUGGCAGGCAGAAAGUGCAACGGGCAGGGAGCGAGGAAAGGUCUCUGCAGUGAGCGGAGUGGACACAGGAAAGAGAGCAAAGAGGGGCAAAAACCCAGAUCAGAAUGCAGGCGACGUCCAGCCUUCUCAACCUCCUGCUGCUGUCUUUGCUUGCUGGAUUAGAUCCUUCCAAGACUCAGAUUAGUCCCAAGGAAGGUUGGCAAGUGUACAGCUCAGCACAGGAUCCUGAUGGGCGGUGCAUUUGCACAGUGGUGGCUCCAGAACAGAACCUGUGCUCCAGGGAUGCCAAAAGCAGGCAACUUCGCCAACUGCUGGAAAAGGUUCAAAACAUGUCUCAGUCUAUCGAAGUCUUAAACUUGAGAACGCAGAGAGAUUUCCAAUAUGUCUUAAAAAUGGAAACCCAAAUGAAGGAGCUAAAGGCCAAGUUUCGGCAGAUUGAAGAUGAUCGCAAGACACUCAUGACCAAGCAUUUUCAAGAAUUGAAAGAGAAGAUGGAUGAACUCCUGCCCUUGAUCCCUGUGCUGGAACAGUACAAAACAGACGCCAAGCUGAUCACCCAGUUCAAGGAGGAAAUCCGGAACCUGUCUGCUGUCCUCACCGGAAUUCAGGAGGAAAUUGGUGCCUAUGACUAUGAGGAACUGCAUCAAAGAGUGCUCAGCUUGGAAACCAGACUGCGUGACUGCAUGAAAAAGCUAACGUGUGGGAAAUUGAUGAAAAUCACCGGUCCCAUCACAGUCAAGACUUCUGGAACUCGAUUUGGCGCUUGGAUGACAGAUCCUUUAGCUUCUGAGAAAAAUAACCGAGUCUGGUACAUGGACAGUUACACUAACAAUAAAAUUGUCCGUGAGUACAAGUCCAUCGCAGACUUUGUCAGUGGGGCUGAAUCAAGGACAUACAACCUCCCUUUCAAGUGGGCAGGAACUAACCAUGUUGUGUACAAUGGCUCACUCUACUUUAACAAAUAUCAGAGUAACAUCAUCAUCAAAUACAGCUUGGACUUGGGGAGAGUGCUUGCCCAACGAAGCCUAGAAUAUGCUGGUUUUCACAACGUUUACCCCUACACAUGGGGUGGAUUCUCUGACAUCGACCUAAUGGCUGAUGAAAUCGGGCUAUGGGCUGUGUAUGCAACUAACCAGAAUGCAGGCAACAUUGUCAUCAGCCAACUGAACCAAGAUACCUUGGAGGUGAUGAAGAGCUGGAGCACGGGCUAUCCCAAGAGAAGUGCAGGAGAAUCUUUCAUGAUCUGUGGGACCCUGUAUGUCACCAACUCCCACUUAACUGGAGCCAAGGUGUAUUAUUCCUAUUCCACCAAAACCUCCACUUAUGAGUACACAGACAUUCCCUUCCAUAAUCAAUAUUUUCACAUAUCAAUGCUUGACUACAAUGCAAGAGAUAGAGCUCUUUAUGCCUGGAACAAUGGCCACCAGGUCCUGUUCAAUGUCACCCUGUUCCACAUCAUUAAGACUGAGGAUGACACAUAGGCAGAUGUCAUCUAUCUAAAGGACAUAUGUUUGUCCUCUAUCUAAACACUGUCAUUUGUGAUAAACUCUGUAGGAUCUUGUCUGUCUAUUUCUUUAUUAUGACUUUUCAUCAUUUCUCAAAAGCAAACCAUUUUUUAUUGUAAAUUUGGUGUUUCAAAAGAGCAGCCAAGUCUGUCUAAGUUAGCUUGUUGGAAAUGCAUCUUAACUCCUAAAUUUAUAAGGCCUAUCAUGUCCUUGUCAUGAAAAGCACUAAAAAGAGUUUAAGUGGCUGAAGUCAUAAUUUUGCAAAAGAUUAAUGAUCUGCCUUAUAUUAGAGUCAUAGACUAAUGGUGGCUUUAAAUGCAUGAAUGUCCUUUUUAUUUUUUUAACUGUCAUCUUUUACUGUCUUAUGCUCCACAUCAGGAAAUAUUUUAGUAAGAAUUAGGGUUAAAAAAAACAGCACUUUCCCCCAUUUAUUUCUUGAAAAACAGAUUUAAGGAUUUCAUUUAUAUGGAAAAUAGUAUUCAUCAUUUUGCUGUUAACACAAUUCUCUGAUGCGGUGCUGUACAGCCGUUUUUAGAUCUCUUGCUAACAUUUUACUGACAAUAUGUAUUUCUACCAUUGUAACCACCAUUGUGAAAUUGUAUUUCUUCACUUCUGUGAAAGUAAUAUUUUUUAUAAAAAAUACACUGAAAUUUAAUCUCAGUUAUUAUUUGAGUCAAUUUUCAAGUGUGGUCAAGAAGAAUCUUCUUGACUCACCCCUUUGCAUAAUAAACUAAAAAGAAAAUCAGACCAGAUAUC
This is a messenger RNA of Castor canadensis (American beaver), 2575 nucleotides long. RefSeq names its product olfactomedin 3 (gene Olfm3). Gene Ontology annotation, biological process: signal transduction. The record is from RefSeq and is a predicted model, not a curated record. NCBI's taxonomy places the organism in Eukaryota, Metazoa, Chordata, Mammalia, Rodentia, Castoridae.